Helobdella robusta is the source of this 1125-nucleotide messenger RNA. RefSeq lists its product as hypothetical. NCBI's taxonomy places the organism in Eukaryota, Metazoa, Annelida, Clitellata, Rhynchobdellida, Glossiphoniidae. The transcript is spliced from 10 exons. The record is from RefSeq and is a predicted model, not a curated record. Gene Ontology annotation, molecular function: peptide binding; metalloaminopeptidase activity; zinc ion binding. Gene Ontology annotation, biological process: peptide catabolic process; proteolysis. Bases 1 to 1125 code for a protein of 374 amino acids. Gene Ontology annotation, cellular component: cytoplasm.
AUGGCUCCAUCAAAUGUAGAAUUGCUCUUCCAGAAUAGAAAAAGCAUCGACAAAGUGGACUUCAUUUUGGAGGCUGCCACCCAACUCCUUCACUUCUAUGAACAAUAUUUUGGGAUCAACUACCCGCUCAACAAACUUGAUCUCUCGGUCGUUCACGCGACAAACGAUGUAGCGAUUGAAAGCUUGGGCCUCAUUUGGACCAGACCUUCAGAAUUACUUUAUAAAAAGGAUGCCAAUACAGAGGUGGCGAAAAUAAUGGCUGUAAAGAGAAUAGCACACGGCUUGGUUCACCAGUUUGACAAAUCAGCACUGAUUGGAAUGGAAGAAGCCUUGAAAGCUGAUUCGUUGGAACGCACGACUUCUCUCAAAUUGAUCAACCAGAAUAUUGAUCCUUCCAACCUCCAAAAGCUCUACGAUGCAUUUCCAUACGACAAAAGUUUAUCAAUCAUCGGCAUGUUGGAAACGAUUAUGGGACCUUCUUUGUUUGAAAAUGGGCUGAAGAAUUUCCUACAAUAUUAUCAGUUUAAUAAUUUCAUCAGGAAUGCAGUUUGGGAAUUUUUUUCACUACAGAAAAAAGGCAUCUACCCAUCUAAGAUAAAAGAUAUUAUGGACGGCUGGAUCUCACAGGAAGGGUUUCCUCUGGUUACAAUUAGGAAGAAUGGCCGCGACCUAACCACUACUUGGAUAAUUCCGUUCAAACUUGUUACUAACAAAUAUCCCAUUGAUUACAUCACUAUUCGCUUUGGAACCAAAAAUCAUCAUUUGAAACUGAAAGAAGAUUACGAUUUGUUGUAUGUGCACAUGAAAGGACACGUUAGGCUGAAAGUAGCUCUUAAUUUCUUAUCGUACAUGAAAGCGGAAGAACAUGUCAAUCCGUGGCUCGUUGUGCUCCAGAAUUUGAAAAACAUCAUCGUACAAUUUUCAACCAAUUCCGAUUAUCCGAAACUUAAGAGAGAGACGAAUCAAGAAAUAAUCGUGUUCAGGUAUGGAGUAAGAUAUGGAGGGCAGGAGGUCUGGAACCAUGUGAUGAGUAGUGUCGCAUCAACGAACUCUCCUAGCAACAAAAGAAAUAUUAUGUUGACGGCUUUAACGUACACCAAUGAUACCACCAAAGUUUACAAGUAG